AUGGCUCGACCUCAACGGGACCCCGCUCCUAAAUCUAGUUCUUCACCAUCAAUUGAAAUACCCGCAGCGUUCACAGCCCGAAAACAGAAGAUCCUGUCAGAGCUGCAACAGCCUGCUGAUGAGUACACCGACAAGUCACCCAAAGGUAAUGUCGAUGCCGGGAUUCGGGAUCUGAUUGAUGAGAUCAACGGGAUAGAAGGCUAUGUCACAACCAGUAGUUGUGCUGGCCGUGUUGCUGUGUUUGUCGAAGGUGGUGAUGCUGGAGAUGGUUCUGGACGCGGGGAGGCUAACGUCAAGGAUGAGUCAACGCUUGAGCUUGAAGCUGGACUGGAUAAAGAUACUCGAAGCGAGAAGAGAACAGCAGCCUCUUCAAUGAGAACAUCUCCCGGUGGCAAAGGAGGCGGGCAUUGGCUCUACGUCUCCCACGACUCGAUUCCAGUCUCGUCCUGUCGAAAAACGCAUGGGAGUCACCAAUCGGACCAUUUUACGAAGCUGUUCCAACUCGCCUCUCCAAUUGUCGCGGAUCUUCAACAGACACCUUCUCAGUCCAACGGCAGCGACCCAGCCCGUACGAAGAUGCCGCGGCUCGUGCAUCUUUUGUUCUCUCCUCUAAUACUCCAUAUACAUUGUGCAUCCCUCGGGCACGCUCGACCCUUACUUUCCGCGGCCAUAAAUGCAGGAUUUCGCGAAAGUGGAGUACAAAGUCUACGUGUGCUUGGCGAUCAAAAUUCGGGCGUAAUGGUCGCUAUCAGGACAGCGGGCCUGGCUUUCGAGACGGUCGUUGGAGUUGUAGAAAAUGUCGAAGGUCAAGCUCAAGAUCAAGAGGUCAGGAGGAUUGUGAGCGAAGACUAUCUUGCCAUGUGUGCCACGGUGGUGAAUGAAAGAUUCAAGUGGAAUGAUGUGAGGAGGGAACGUCUCCGAGCGGAAACCCGUCGCUUCAUUGGAAGACAGCAGGGGGAGAUGAGGGAAGACGAGGAUGAGCGCAGGCUGCGGAAGAGGAGGGAAGGUCUGCUCAGGCAACGGCAAACGAAAAUGGACAGCGAGUCUGCCAAGAAAAUCGAAUCGAAGAACUUAUGGGAUCGAGACCAGGAUGGAUCAUUACAUGGUGGGCUCACAAGCCUUGAUCUUGGCUGUGCAGUCAACCUAGAGGAGGAGAAAUUGCACCAACUAUGA
This is a messenger RNA of Exophiala aquamarina CBS 119918, 1173 nucleotides long. RefSeq lists its product as uncharacterized. The record is from RefSeq and is a predicted model, not a curated record. The transcript has a single exon. NCBI's taxonomy places the organism in Eukaryota, Fungi, Ascomycota, Eurotiomycetes, Chaetothyriales, Herpotrichiellaceae. Bases 1 to 1173 code for a protein of 390 amino acids.